This is a messenger RNA of Yamadazyma tenuis ATCC 10573, 2846 nucleotides long. Lineage: Eukaryota; Fungi; Ascomycota; Pichiomycetes; Serinales; Debaryomycetaceae. The record is from RefSeq and is a predicted model, not a curated record.
CCUUCCAAGAUGAUCAGUACUUUAACAAGUCAUUGUCAGUUCUGUCUACACUACACAAACUUUUGGCUUCAUCCACAUUACAAAUAGAGAUUGCUCAAACCGAAAAGCUUAUAAACUCCAACAUCAUAGUUUACUUGAUAAAGGUAUUCGACUCCGAAACUACAGAUCAUAUAAUUGUAAAGCGUCGGUAUAGUGAGUUUAAGUCCUUUCGGGACAACUUAUUGAAGCUUUACCCGACAAAGUUGAUUCCUCCUAUCCCUGAAAAGCAUUCACUACUCUCAUAUGUGUUAAAUUCUAUCAAUGCAAAUAAUGAAGUGGAACUAAUUGGCUUCAGGAAGAGAUUUUUUAACCAGUUCAUGAUUGACUUAAUAGCUGUUCGAUUCCUCAAUUCUUCUCCUUUUCUACAGAAAUUCUUGGACCCAAACUACGAAUUAUGCUGGAAUAAUGCAUUAAACGAGCUGCCCAUAAGCAAUCUACCCAAAAGCCUUUUACUAUCUAAUCCCUUAGAUCCAACAGAUCAAAAUGGUCUCUAUUUGUUACUACCCAAAAUUAACAGCUUUCAUAACAACAAUUUACUGGAGUUGUAUAAACUCAACUUGGAUCCAUUGAGCCACAUGAAUGAUUCUUUAUUGCGAUUGAGCAAUCAAAUAAAUUUUGCUAAGUUCCCAGUCAACGAGUUUGUCACUAUUCCGACAAAUAUCAUCAAUUUUGAGACGUACAUUCUUCACAACCUCAAAAUCUUGAAGAAUCUUCACAAGUAUAAUGCUGGUCAUAUCAAGAAUUUCAAAUUGUUAUUGUCAAUAAUGAUUAAUUUGGGAGGCAAUUUGAACAACUUUUCCUUGGAGAUAUAUGAGCUAAACACUCACCUCAGUAACCUUAUUGAAAAGUUUGGAUCUAUCAUUGAUCUUAACUUUUUGAACUUUGAAAACUUCUUGUUUGAGAACUUUAUACCCCAUUGGCACGAAACUAUCACUCAGCUUUAUCAAUAUUUUAACAUUGCAUUAAACUUGCUCAACUUUUACAAGUAUAAGAUUUUGCAAUUUAAGAUCCUUUUCAACACGAAGUUUGCAAUCUUUAACCAAUUGACCAAUUUGAAUACUUCUUUGAGUGUCAAUGAUUUAAACCAUUUGAAUGAGUUAAAUUCACCCUCCAUUAAUAAUUUGGUUAAGAGCUACCAGUCUAGAGGACUGUUACGGACAAAGAAGUCUUGGUUUAGAGUAUUCGGAGGUAGUAAUGCCACUGCUGCUAGUAGUCUACCCUCUCCAGCUUUGUCAGCCAAGGCCAACAAUUCUAGUUCAACACCUUCUACACCCGACAAUCCUGAUGCUCGGAUAAAAAUUGAAUACUUAGAACGGGAAUUGAAUAAGUUGGAUCAGUUGAUUGAUUUGAUGAAUCAUGAUUUAGUAAGUUUAACGAAGGAAAUCGACCAUAACUUAGGAGAAUUUGCCAAACUUAUUGAGAAAAAGUGGUUGGAGGUUUUUCUAAAUUUUAUACAAUCCACCAAACAGUUGUUCAUUGAAAAUUUGAGCAAUUGGCAGGAAUUCAAAGAUGCUUUUGAAUGUUAGCAUGGUUUCUAUAUAUAUAAGUUCGCAUCAAAUUCUGGUUCGCGAUUUUCUAAAAAAGUAGUUCGUUUUGUUUUACAUCGAGUGGCAAUAAUGUCGGCAAUGGAUAUUGAUAAUGAUAUUUCCACAGUGUUGGGAAACAUCAGGCAAGAAACAGAAGUUGAAGAAUUGAUAAACUUGACAUAUCAGUUAGAAGAUUAUUCGGAAAGAAAAUUAUGGCAUCAAUUAACCAUCACUUUGGAAGAUUUCUUCAAGAUCUGUUCAAAUGAUUUGAAAGUGCAGUUAUUCAACCAAUUUAUAAACAGAUACACAAAGAAGCUUAACGCCAUCAGAUUGACUGAUUUAUUAUUACAGGCUUUUAGCGAUGACAACGAAGUAUGCCUUGAAAAUUUGUUGGAAUUGAAGUCCAAGGUCAACGAAGAUUAUGAGAGUUUGGUGUACAUAAACCUCCAAAUUUCUAGAUUUUACAUCUUAAUUAACAAGUUGGAAGAAAGCACUAAGAUUUUGGACGAAUUGGAGUCCAAAUUCAACUCCAUAAAUAACGAGUUUAACUCCAAAAUCAACUCCGCCUACUAUUUGACUAAAUGCCAGUACUACAAGUACUUGGAAAAUUACAAUUCAUUUUACUCCAAUGGCUUAUUGUACUUAUCCACGUUAGACGACUUGGACAGCAUCAACAAAUUAGAUUUUGGAUUUGAUUUGUCUAUCAGUGCUUUAUUAGGUGACAAGAUUUAUAACUUUGGAGAGUUGAUCUUACAUGAUAUCUUGAAUAGCUUGAAAGAUUCUGAUUACGAGUGGUUAUAUGAUUUGAUCAUGUACUUGAAUUCUGGUAACUUGAAAGAAUUCAACACCAGUUUGGCCUCUAGUUCAAAGAAAUACCCAAAGUUAGAAGCACAUGAAGUAUUCUUGAAGCAAAAAAUUAUCAUAAUGUGUUUGGUGGAAUUGAUUUCUGUCAAGUCAACCUUGAAUAAGCAGUUGAGCUUCAAGAAAAUUAGUGAGUUUACAGGCGUGGAUUCCAAUGAUAUUGAACACUUAAUAAUGAAAUGCUUCUCUUUAAAGUUGAUCAAAGGUUACAUUAACCAAAUCGAUGAGGUAUUGACCAUAACCUGGUUACAGCCAAGAAUUCUUAACUUAGACCAAAUCAAAACCUUGUCCGACCAUCUCGACAAUUGGGAUAGUCAAGUUGAAAGCUUAUCCAAACAGGUGUUCACUAGCGGGGGGUCUGUUUGGGCAGGUGUAUAGAUUGGCAGGAUCAUAAUAAAAUAAAGAGAUUUUUAAUCACGU